Tarenaya hassleriana is the source of this 360-nucleotide messenger RNA. RefSeq lists its product as uncharacterized. The transcript has a single exon. NCBI's taxonomy places the organism in Eukaryota, Viridiplantae, Streptophyta, Magnoliopsida, Brassicales, Cleomaceae. The coding region runs from base 1 to 360 and encodes 119 amino acids. The record is from RefSeq and is a predicted model, not a curated record.
AUGGAGGAUUCGUCAUCGGGCCGUGGAGGUGGAGGAGGAGAUCAUUUUCCGGGCUUUAAGACAAGUUUUCACAAAGACGAUUACUGCAUUUUCAAACGGACUCUGAGUUGUCGGCUUCAGAGAAAAGCACCUUGUCGUCUUCUUCUACCACCCAAGCCUUCCACCAACACGUCGUCGUUUUCAUAUUCUCUUUCCUCACGCUCGUCGGCUGAGACGACGGCGGAGCUCGCCGGAGUUCCUCCUCCGGCGGCGGCGGCGGCGUUUGUUUCGGCGUGUCAUCAGAAUAACAAAGAUCCGAUUCCUCUGUUGUCUCCUCUGGUUCUUCCUUCCAUGCUUCAACCUAAUCCCACCUCUCACUGA